CCAAUCAGCGCCUCCAAUAGUGAGGAUGUAUGUGUUGUGCGGUAGCGGCUACGAGCAAGCCUCGGUGGGCAGUAUGGCGGAGGAGAGAACAGUGUGCGACUUAAAGGGGCUGAAAAAACAACUAGAGGGUCUGCUGGGCCGCUAUUCUCGUGACGAGCUCUGCUCCGACACUGAACGGUUCUGUUCGGACUUUUGCACGUUGGUGGAGGAGCACGCCGCUCGCUGGCAGCUGCCGCUGCCGCAGCUCACGGUCCUUGAGAUCGCUCUCUGCUACUUCGCUCGGGCCUCCAGCUGCUUCCCUUCAAACUGUGAUCCCGCUCUCCAAACAAUCAGUAGUCUGGCCUUGAGUGUUUUCGAGUUGCUGCUGUUUUUCGACCACAAUGACUUCAGUCAGGAGCCGCUGGAGCGCUUCGCCGCCACAUUCCAGGAAUGUCAUCUGGUCUUAGGAAGGCACCAGAACCUUCACCUCCUUCAGGUGGAGCGUUUGGUUGGGAGUGGGGGGCCGUGGGCCAGCCCGGUCCUACAAGCAAUCCUCAGCCAGUCCAGUUUGCCUCAACAUGAAGUGGAUGCGUACAUCGGCUCUGAGCUGCCCAUAUUUUUCGAGCUUCGGGUUCGCUUCCUUCUGUCCCGUUCUCGCUUCGGCGAGGCGGCGGCUCUGGCCAAACACUGCAUCCGCCAUCCCGGCGCCGGGCAGCACUUGUUCUUUCUCCAGGUCUACCUCACAUGGCUUCACAAAACCUCCCAGCAGGACUGCCUGCACAAAGAGGUGGCGGACGUCAGCGGUAAAGAUGCCGUUCACGUCCUCUGCAGUCUGGAGUCGGACGAGAAAGACGAGCUGCUGUUGGCUCUCGGCACAGCCUUCCUGUCCCAGCAGCUCCGCAGGGGAGACAUGUAUUACCUGUGCGACCUCGUCCUGGUCUGGACGAACCUUCACGGUCGCCUAAAGACGUCCCCGCAGGUCUUCCUGGCAGAAUGCCGACAGCUGAUGAAAUCCGCCACAAACGUCAAGUCCAUAUUCCCCUUCAUCAGAGCCGUUCUGCAGACCGUGGGGGAGGCGGGCGUCCAGUUCUGCAUCGAGCUCUGCGCCAACGCCCUGCAGGCCCGACUCCCGUGUGACGUCACCACCAAGUCCCUCAUCUACAAAACCGUCGCAGCGCUGCUGCCCAACGACCUGGAAGUCUGCCGGGCCUGCGCUCUGCUCGUCUUCUUCCAGGAGCGAACGGUGGAGUCCUACAAGAUGGUGUACCUGCUCUACAUGCUGCCGGAUCAGGAGUACCACGCCGAGGACAGUCCCAUCGGGAACCACGUCCGCUUUGAGACCCUGCAGGUCUUGAAGAAGGAUCUGCACUUCGAUCCAGAGUUCUGGAACCUCAUCGCUCUGCGGACAAACUGUCUGAAGCUGAUGAACAAGAAGGUGGUCAGCCCGGUUCUGGAGGAAAUCAUGGAGGACAGGUGGAUCUCAAAGUACUGCGCCAAAGACCCGGCUCCCAGAUCCGUCUGCCGCGCUAAAGACAAGAGCAAUGUUCUGUCCGUGGCCAAGAAGCGUCACCAGAACCAAACCAGUACCGACGCCGCGUCCAAACGGCUGAAGACGAGCGCAGGGAAAACGCGGCACGACGACCGCGCCACCAAGAGGAGAGGGGCGCGGGCUCUGCAGGAGUCCUCUGCUAGAUCUUUGCGCCGCUCGUUUUGGCAGCUGGACAGAAUACACGGCGGCGUGGCGCUGCGGUAUGACGAGCAGAGACGCACGACCCGGCUGUCGGAGAAGAACCCCCCGAAACGACGGAUCAGGAAGCCCAGGUGGCUCCUGGAGGACUCGGGGGCUCUGGAGGAAAACGUUCCCGUCAGGAUCAAAAGGAAUGGUUUGAAACGGGGGAAGUGCCUUCCAUCGUGUGUCAUGAAGAGGUCCAAAAUGGGUCCAAUGAAGAACGCCAAACCGUUGGUGGCCUCCCAACUCAAGGCGAACCACGGGAACCAGAAUGGGUUCCCAUCGGACGCCGUCUCCCCGCCGAGCCCGCCGCAGGUCAUCCUGGAGCUUUCCCUGCCGGACAACGAGCUGAUGGCCACGUUCACGGAGGACGCCUACACCCGUCCCAGAGGCUUCCCGCAGGUGCUCUUCUACAAAUCCACCGUGAAGCGUGCCGCAGCGCCGUCCCCCGAGAAGACCGCCCACGGAAAAGAGGUGGUCCUCAGAGCGCGGGAUCCCAGCAUGUUUGUGCAGCAGCUGCACUGCUAUGGCCGCCGCCAGAAGGACAAAGGCACUUCCUCCCAGGUUCACGCGUCCGUAUCUACCAUCACGCGGUCCUCGCUGCAGGGAAGUCCCCCUAAGGAUUCCCCGAGAGACCAAACGGCAGAAACGGGGGCCGUCAAAGCUCAAAGUACAAAACCGCCAACGCGGAAAGGAGGUGCAACUGGGGAACCAACGGAAGAGCCCAAACUCAUCCAAGAAAAAGGACUCUUUCGAGCUUCAAGAGAUCUUCAGAACUGCUCUAAGGUGGAGACUUUACCUACCCCAAAGCCUCAGGAUGCUCCUCAGAGUUCACCGGCAAAGCCGUGUGAAGAAUUGGCGAUGAACUCCACCGUCGCCUCUCUGCCUCCACUUUCAGACCGAGUCUCUGAGCCUCAGAAUGUGGAGAACCGACCACAAACGACCAAAGUUUCUGAAGUGAACCAUCCCAUCGGGAUCAACGUCCCCAACGCAGAAGACCAGGUUCUCUGUCAAGAUGGAGAGGAACCGCUCAGGACUUUAUCCUCUCAGGUUGGAAAUCCUUCAGAACAGGAGCAGGAUGACAGAAGCUCCAGAAGAAAGCAGUCUGACCCAGAGGUAUCCCAUGAUGCUUCACAGCAGGACGGAACAGGUGACAUGUCUGUGCAGCCUGAAGGAGAACAGGCGGUGCCGGAGCGAGUCCCUCAGGAGGACAAACGUGGACCUCCGGAGGACAGCGCCUCAGGAAAACCCCGACCGGAAACGGAGCUCAGCCGUCCAGAAGAAAUGAGAACUCCUUUCUUGGCGCCACAGCUCCAUAACAUCAAAGAAGAGGCAAUGGCCCACGAAAUCGGCUUCGACGCUCCAGAAGGCAGCGAGUUCAAGGAGACCUUCCCCGAGUCAGAGGAGUCCAGGCUGGAGUACUGCUGCAUCUUUUGUGAGAAGGACUUCCACGGGUGCCGGGUCGUGGCCCACGCCAUGUUCCAUUACCGCAGAGACGAGUGCAUGUUCUGCGGGACCGUCUUCACCGACGACCUGCUGGCCAUGAUCCACCUGUCCGACCACAUUGAGAAGCUGAAGAGACUGAAGGCGCCUGCAGCGCCGGACGACGACGCCAAAGAUUCACCCGCCGAAGCCAAACCCUCCAACGCAUCCCUCGCCUCUGGAAAGCGCGGGAGACCAAGGAAAUCCUCAACCCCGCAGAAACUGACAGAUUCCGGUCCGUCGGAACCCAGAACUCUCAGGUCUGAUCACAAACAAUCCCAAAAACCUCAAACGCCUCACAGGGUCAAUGGACACAUGAGCAAAAAGUUCAGCAGAUCAAGACGCUCCGUGGACACCAAGGAGGAGCCCGUUCAGCAAGAGAUCUCACUAGAACAGCCGGGUUCUGAAGAGGGUUCUUCAACGUCCAUGCGGGCCGCCAGAAAGUCGGCGUGUUUCAAGGAAGAAGAGAAGACGGAACCUCCAAAGGUCCCAAAGAAAACGCAGAAGGAAAAGAAAACUGUGGAUCCUCUGGAGAGGGCGCGCUGCGCCGUGGUCGGCUGCUCUUGGUCCGCGGACAUUUCCAAGAACCGGGUCGCCCCUCUGUACCACGCUCUGGAGGAACACUACGGCGACACCACGGCACUGCAGCUGGCUUUCCGCGUGGCAAACGGCAAAUGCGGCAUUUGCUCCAGGGUCAUGUUCAGCUUCGAGCACUUUCUGCACCACGUCGGAAGACACAGAGACUCUCCCCGGCACCCGUGCCUCCACCAGGGCUGCGGUGCCAGGUUCAAAUCCGGCAUGGAAAUGAGGCGGCACGCCCGGAGGCACAGCCCUCUGCAGGCCGUGUGCUGCCUGCCCGGAUGCUCCCAGCUCUUCAUCUGCCUCUGGGCGCUCAACCUCCACGAGAAGGAGCACUUCUCCGCCAGGCCCGGAAAGCCCACAAAGAAGGCGAACGUUCAAACCGGCGACAAAACGCCGGCGGGAAGGACGCGCCGCAGCUCAGGAGACUCUUCUGGAGAUCCAGCCGCCAGCGAAGAACCUGCUGUGAAGAUCAAAGAAGAAGGAGCACCCGAGUCGCCUUUGAGGGAAAACGUCAAAGCUCAGAAAGACGACAAAGAUCCGAAGGUGCUGAAGAACCUCUGCAGCCAGGAGGAGCCCGAACAGCCUUCUGCUCCCCGCCUGAGGCUGAGAAGAAGCUCGUCUGAAGCUCACAGAGCUCCUCCGUCGCUGAUGUCUAAACACAGAAGCAAAGCCAGGAACAGGCUCAAGAAACUUCAGGUCAGAGCAAAGUCCAAAAGAAGAAGAGGGCGUCCUCUAAAAGUGAGCACAGCCACCACCGUCGAAAACAUCCACGCAGCCAGAAACCCGUCUAAGGUCAAAACCACGAAGACUUCAGCGGGUGAUUCCAACGCCAACCUCCGGAGGGUCACGAAGCUCCGAGAUCGCAGGAAACCUCUGUCCAACGCGCUGAAGCUGGAAAAGCCGCAGACGAAACUCCACAAGAUCAGAGACCGCCACACGCUUUCCAAGACCAAGAAGAAGAAGACGACCAGAUCUGAUGACGGAUCAUCUGCAAAGAAACCCAGCGGAUCUGCAGCCCCUCGCAGUGACGCUGAAGCUUCCAGCGUUGAUGCUCCCCCCAGCCCGACGCCAAGGACCACCGCGGCGGAGAAGCAGCCUGAGGGGAUCGCUCCUACAACGGAGAAGAAAUCUGGUUUGAAAGAAUCCAGUGAGGUCCAGAAGGAGCAGGAGAAAACAUCUGCCCCCCAAAAAAUGAAACUCAAGCGCCGCCACCAGGCAGACUCUACGGAAGCUGCAGUGGUCCAAAAAGGAGGCGUUGGAGAGUCCAGGACUCCCCCGUCUGCAGACGCCCUGCCCUCUGCAGACGCCCUGCCCUCUGCAGACGCCCUGCCCUCUGCAGACGCCCUGCCCUCUGCAGACGCCCUGCCCUCUGCAGACGCCCUCCCCACUGCAGAAGCCCUCCCCACUGCAGAAGCCCUCCCCUGUGCAGACGCCCUCCCUUCUGCCUCCGCCCUCCUUUCUGCCUCCGCCCUCCCUUCUGCCUCCGCCCUCCCCUCUGCCGACGCCCUCCCCUCUGCCGACGCCCUCCCCUCUGCCGACGCCCUCCCUUCUGCAGACACUUCCACGUCUUCUGCUCCUCCAGACAUCCAGCAGAAGAAAAAGAAAAAAUCAGCAACACGUGAGAAGCAAACGGAGACUAAGUUGAAGAAAAAGGGCAGAGGUGGCGCCGCCUCCACCGCAGUUCAGACAGAGAGCUCUGCAGGCCACGCCCCCGAGACAGACGCUCCGGCCUCCGCCCACACCAUGAACGGGAAAGCGUCAGCCCAGCUGCAGAAGACCUCGGUGUGCAACGAAACCCUCGCUCUGUACAGCAAGAAGCCGUACCUGCGGGUGCCGCCCACGGCGUACCUGGACGAGAAGUACACCGCCAUGCCAAAGCGACGGAAGACGUCUUUCCCGCCGCCGCCUGACAAUGCGGCUUCCCCAGAGCAGACGGCCGCGGCGCCGCCGCAGAGACAGCGAUGUGCCAAGUGUUUCGCCACCUUCACCUGCAGCGAGGAGCUGCGGGGUCACCUGCAGCGGCAGAACUGCUCCAAACUGUUCGGGUUCGAUUCCGACGAGGAGGAGGCCCACAGCUGAGCCUGAACGACUAAAGGGAAAAAAGUUCUGGAUUCUGAACAGACCCCAGUUCUGCCUGCGGAUCGGACCGGAGCAAAGACUCGUGACCCAGAGCUGCAGGGUCAUCCGACUCUCUUUGGGGGGAAAAAACAACCUUUAAAGGUCUGGAAAACUACUGACAUGAACGGAACCAGGUCCGGUUGUUUGUGGGACGGUCCGUAUUGAAGUGCCUGUUCUGGAACCGCCGUGCUGUUCUCCACCUGACGCUGUGGCUCACAGACCGGACGUAUGGAAACUGUGAGAUUAAAAAAAACAAAAAAACUACUAGCAACCAAGCCAUACGGUGAUGUUUGCUUUUUGCACUCGUGAUGCUUUGAGUUCUGGUCGGGGACAGAACCGGUCCUGGAGGUUAGGUGAUCCUCCUUAAGGUCUAAACUCUGAGAUUGCUGUUCUACGGUCUUCUUUAAGAAGUUUUUAAUGUAUAGUCCUUGUUUAAAUACUAAUUGUAUUUCUUGUAUACAAAGACUAUGUUCCCUAUGGGUCUCAUUAGAGCUACGCUGCCUGUUCUCACAGUGAGUAACCAAUAGGGGGCAGUGUGCACCAAUUUUAAUAUUUUCAAUAUUAUUUCCUGUCUGCAAAAAAAGUUGAUGUGGAUUUUUUUCAUUUCAUCAGAAUGCAGAGCAGCCGUAUUUUAUUUUAUUUAGGGGGGUAACGGAUUCAUUUCACUUGUUUUUUUCCCUAUUAAUAAUUACAUUUUCAUCUGAAAUUCUCACUUUUAUCGUUCCUCCUCUUCCUCACAAAUAUCGAUUUUUGCCGUCGGUGCAAACGGGCUAAUUAUCAGUUUGAAUGUCGAUGAAAGAAAAGACGAGGAGGCCGCACGAGUCUUUAGAGAGCAGCAGGUUCUAUUUAUUUAUGUUCUGUUUUCUAUCUUUUGUAAAUAAUUAAACCGUUUCAAUGACUUAAUUGUAUACUGGGGGGAGGGGGGUGUUUAUAUUUUUUUUCUUGGAAAAAAUAAUAAAUGUUUGAAAAAUCAAAAUUGUUUUGGGGUGGAGGAGUUUUUUUUUUUUUACUUUUUUGUUUUGUUUUUUAAAGAUAAGCAAACGGAGAGAUUAAUGCGUGGAAAGAUGGGUCGAGACUUUCAAAAUAAAAGCUGACCUUCGAGUGUU
This is a messenger RNA of Oryzias latipes (Japanese medaka), 6996 nucleotides long. RefSeq lists its product as uncharacterized. NCBI's taxonomy places the organism in Eukaryota, Metazoa, Chordata, Actinopteri, Beloniformes, Adrianichthyidae. Gene Ontology annotation, molecular function: DNA-binding transcription factor activity, RNA polymerase II-specific; DNA binding. Gene Ontology annotation, biological process: regulation of transcription by RNA polymerase II. The record is from RefSeq and is a predicted model, not a curated record. Gene Ontology annotation, cellular component: nucleus.